CUGGUGUAUCCUCACGACUUCAGGCUAACAGAGAAAGAGAAAACCAGCAUCUGCUACUUGUCCUUCCCAGACUCCUACUCAGGUGGCCUGGGGGACACUCAGUUCAGCUUCCGCCUGCGUCAGUCCGGGGGACAGAGGACCACUCAUUACGAGGAUGAGGGCGAGUACAACAGAGAAGCACCCCUAACGCUGCAGCGGGAGUCAGCUCACUACUUCGGCUACGUGUACUUCAGGCAAGUCAAGGACAGCUCGGUGAAGAGGGGUUAUUUUCAGAAGUCUUUGGUGCUGGUGUCACGCCUCCCAUACGUGAACUUGUUCCAGUCGUUGCUGCAGCUGAUUGCUCCGGAAUACUUUGACAAGCUGGAGCCAUGCCUGGAGGCAGUGUGCAAUGAGAUUGACCAGUGGCCGCCUCCGGUGCCGGGACAGACUCUGAACCUUCCAGUGAUGGGAAUUGUCAUGCAGGUGAGAAUCCCGUCAAGGGUGGAUAAACCCGGAUCAAGCCCAGUGAAGCAGUUCAACCAAGAGAAUCUGUUACCAGCCCCACUGGUUCUCCCCAGUAUUCAUGAACUGGAUCUUUUCAGAUGUUUCCAGCCGGUGCUAAUCCACAUCCAGAUGUUGUGGGAGCUGAUGUUAUUAGGAGAGCCAAUAGUUGUAAUGGCACCGUCCCCCACGGUUUCUUCAGAGAUGGUUCUGGCACUUACCAGCUGCCUGGCUCCCCUGCGGUACUGCUGCGACUACCGUCCCUACUUCACCAUCCACGACAGCGAGUUCAAAGAGUACACCACCCGCACACAGGCGCCGCCAAACAUUGCUGUGGGAGUCACAAACCCCUUCUUCAUCAAAACCCUCCAGCACUGGCCGCACAUUCUUCGGGUUGGGGAGCUCAGGAUGUCAGGAGACCUGCCCAAGCAAGUGAAGGUGAAGAAGCUGGCUAAACUGAAAACUCUGGACACAAAACCAGGAAUCUAUACUUCUUAUAAAACUUUUCUUCACAAAGACAAAACCCUAAUAAAAAGACUACUAAAGGGCAUCCAGCGGAAACGCCCCUCGGAAGUCCAGAGUGCCCUCCUGAGGCGUCACCUCCUGGAGCUCACCCAGAGUUUCAUUAUCCCCCUG
Messenger RNA from Tauraco erythrolophus (red-crested turaco), 1116 nucleotides. The record is from RefSeq and is a predicted model, not a curated record. Lineage: Eukaryota; Metazoa; Chordata; Aves; Musophagiformes; Musophagidae.